GUACUUGCACUCGCUACCGCGGUAGCAACUGCUAAAGCCAAAAUGGCCAACAAAACGGACGAACCGACAAUCGAGAUAUCGGCACUAUUCGAAGAGGUCGCCCGGUUGCGGACGGCCAUCUCCAACAUCCAGGAAUCACACAAUCUGCAGAUCCAGCGGUUAGAGGACCGCCUCGAGGAAAAGCGGCAGCACAUCGCGCGGUUAGAAAAUCGCUUCGAUACCAGUUCCGAUUUCGAUGAUCGGAAGAAGGAGAACAACAUUCUCCGGUCCCCGCAUCGUGACGUGAAGCAGCAGUUCCAGGAUUUGCUCCUCGAACGAACCAAAGCCCUGGAGGCCCAAAGCGAAGCAAUCAAAUCGGAAGGAGGAUCCCCAUCUCAGAGCAGCGGCCAGCCAAAGCCCGCUUCGUCGCCACCAACGACGAACAGCUCCGGCGCUGCCCCGCUAACGACAUCCUCCACUUCUAGUCACGUUAGUAACGCUUGUAACGCUAGUAGCAAUGACCUGUCGAGCAAUAGCACCACCGCUUCCACCGGUCAGAAUGAUACCGAGCUCAACAACAGUAGUAGCACUAGUAGCACCAUCAACAACAACAUCAACCAAAACCAAAACAACAGUACCACAAACGGUAGCACUGAAUCUAACACAUCUAACGCCCCUGGGAAUCGACCGGAGUGCUCCAGCAGCCCUCGCGUUACGCCCUCGCCCGGUCCUCCAGGGGCGACCAGUCUCAGCUCAUUCCUUCCGCCUCCGUUGCAAAACGUAGAACAGUUUGGUACGUUUUUGGGUGCCGAGAUCGUCAGUACCUGGCGACGCGGUUUGCUGCCUCCACCCCCAGGUCUUGCGGCGGCCGCAGCUGCUGCAGCCGCUGCCCGCAACCACCAUCAUCAUCCCUCUUCUCAGCUUCUAAUGAACCAACACCAUCACCACCAUCAUCCCACAGAUCUGGCGCAGCAUCACGAUCAGGACAAGGCCAGCUCCCACCAUGAUAACUCCUCCAGCGCCAGCACCCCGAUCCUGCAGGACAGCUCCCGACACGACGAGCACAUGAACGGUGGAGGCCGAAGUCUCACACCCCUCCGGAUGUCCAAGAGCCCGCUCGAAGACAACAACAACACCCCCCUCGGAUCUCUGCCGCCCCAUUCCAACCUGAUACCGGGCCUACCGUUCCAAUUCCAAGAUCGGGGACCAUUCCGAUUCGCCGAGGACCUCCAUCUGCCCCCGGGUGCGAUGGUUGGCCGCCUCGGUGACUCACUCAUCCCCAAAAGCGACCCCAUGGAGGCGAAGCUGCAGGAAAUGCUCCGCUACAACAUGGACAAAUACGCCAACCAAAACCUGGACACUCUGCACAUCUCCCGGAGGGUGCGGGAACUCCUUUCGGUUCACAACAUCGGCCAGCGGGUGUUUGCCAAGUACGUGCUAGGGUUGUCGCAGGGCACCGUUUCCGAGCUGCUCUCGAAGCCGAAACCCUGGGACAAGCUGACGGAGAAGGGCCGGGACAGCUACCGGAAGAUGCAUGCCUGGGCCUGCGACGAGAACGCCGUGAUGCUCAUCAAGACGCUGAUCCCCAAGAAAGCUGCAGAACCUGGUAUGCCACCAUUCGGACGGCCCGAGGGAUCGGACAUGAACGACGACCGCAUUCAGCACAUUCUCUCGGAGGCGCAGUCUAUGAUCAAGCGAGAUCACCAAACCCCGCUGCAUCCGUCCCAGCAGCAGCAACAUCACAUGAACCUGCAGCAGUUUGGCUCCCUGGACGACUCGCAGCACAGCGAUAACGAGUCCAAAUCGCCACACUCCCGCGACGUCCAGUCGCCGUUUGCCAAAGACUUCUUGAGCCGACGAUCCUCAAUCAACAAGGGCGACGAUCUGUCCCAGGACAAGAUCGCCAAAAUCUACCAGGAAGAGUUCUCCAAAUUGAUGCGAAGUCCUCGAGAGUUUCCAAAUUUCCUGUUCCCGCACUUCCUCGGUGGUGGAAUGCCUCCGAUGGAGCGACCACAGGACGAUAACAUUCGAAUGGCUUUAGAGGCGUACCACCGGGAGUUGGCCAAGCUGCAGCAGAACGCCGCCGCUGGUCUCCCUGGAAUUCCUAACAUCUCGAACCUCCCCAAUUUUCUUGCUCUGCAACAGCAACAACAGCAACAGCAGCAGCAACAACAACAGCAAGCCAGCCAAGCUCAGCAACAGCCCGGCCUCAACGGAUCCAUCCAGGAUCUGUCCAUACCCAAAGAGAAACAAUCAACCAAACUGAACGGUUCGAUGACCGAUCUCGAGUGUGAAAUCGAUGCCGCCAACAAGGAAGUCGACGACGCCAUGAAGCACAGCGCAUUUAACCUGGUCAAGCCGAAACCGGAACCAGGCACCUGUACACCCACAACGACUGCCUCAUCGGCUCCGAGCCCCAUCGCCAACAGUAUCCUGCCACCGGUGAUCACCCCAUCGGAAGAAUUCUCGGCCGCCGCCAGUCCCCUGCAGCGGAUGGCCUCGAUCACCAACUCGCUCAUCACACAACCUCCAGUCAUUCCUCAUCACGCCGGGCAGUCCAAGCCCUUGAAGGCGAUUUUACCUCCCAUCACUCAGCAGCAGUUCGACUGCUACAACAAUCUCAACACCGAAGACAUCGUCCGCCGCGUCAAGGAAGCCCUUUCUCAAUACUCGAUCAGUCAGCGAUUGUUUGGCGAGUCCGUGCUGGGCCUUUCUCAAGGAUCCGUUAGCGAUCUCCUAGCGCGACCCAAACCCUGGCACAUGCUCACUCAGAAAGGCCGCGAACCAUUCAUCCGCAUGAAGAUGUUCUUAGAAGACGAAAACGCCGUACAUAAACUAGUCGCCAGUCAGUACAAGAUCGCCCCGGAAAAACUCAUGCGAACCGGAAACUACAGCGGUACCCCACAAAUCCCCGGAAUCAUGGCCAAACAGAUGCCACCGAUGCCCAAGAUGCUCAGCGACUCCUUCUCCAAGCUCCAUCAAGACCAAAAGACACUCCUCCAGCUGCAGAUGUCCCAGAUGCAGCAAAUGGUCCCGACCUCUCAGGCCCAGCAGCUUCAACACCAACAACAGCAGCUACACCAGCAUCAACAACAACUGGUCGCUGCCGCCCAACAAGCUCAACAGGAAGCAGCCGCUAGACAACCUCCAUCUUCCCAACCCUCACCCAUUCCACACCCGCAGCAGACUCCCUCCCGAGACUCAACGCUCAGUCAAUCGCGCCAGCAACUCUCCCCACACACGAUGCUCCUAACGCCACCCGGAGUACCACCCCAACAUGCCAUCCCUCUGCAAACCCCCGGCCUCGACAAAAAACCCAUGAUGCUCGGAAUCCACUCCCCGCAACUUCAAUCCACCCCAACUGGUCCACCUGGACCACCACCCGGCAUGAACGCCCUCCGAAACCCGAUGCAGCAACACAUCUCCCCAACCGUCUAUGAAAUGGCCGCCCUAACCCAAGAUCUCGACACCCAAACCAUCACCACCAAGAUUAAGGAGGCCCUCCUAGCCAACAACAUCGGCCAGAAGAUCUUCGGCGAAGCCGUCCUCGGACUCUCGCAAGGAUCCGUCUCGGAACUCCUUUCCAAACCGAAACCGUGGCACAUGCUCAGCAUCAAGGGCCGGGAACCGUUCAUCCGGAUGCAGCUAUGGCUAAGCGACGCCAACAACGUCGAACGGUUGCAGAUGCUGAAGAACGAACGCCGCGAGGCUAGCAAGCGUCGUCGAUCGACCGGGCCCGGUGCCCAGGACAACAGCUCCGACACCAGCAGCAACGACACUUCCGAGUUCUACCACUCGAACUCGCCCGGGCCGGGAUCCGUUGGGUCAGCCGGCGCUCCACCGAACAAGAAACAGAGGGUUCUAUUUUCCGAAGAGCAGAAGGAAGCCCUUAGGUUGGCUUUCGCCCUGGAUCCCUACCCUAACGUGCAAACGAUCGAAUUCCUGGCUACGGAACUAGGCCUAUCGACCCGGACGAUCACCAACUGGUUCCACAACCACCGUAUGCGACUGAAACAGCAAGUGCCCCACGGUCAACCGAGUGAACCGAUUCCGUCGCGAGACAACCAAACCGGCGUACCCCUGGAUCCCGUUCAGUUCCGCAUCAUGCUGAGCCAGCGAUUGAUGGAAAUCCAAAAGGAACGCAUGGGAUUGGGAGGAGUUCCGCUACCGUAUCCGCCAUACUUCGCAGCCAACCCGAAUCUGGCAGCACUGAUCAGCAGAGGUUUUAUCCCGGGAGAUGUCGAUCUGGCAGCCCUAAACAAAGCAGUCAGUGAGCAGAUGAGCGGACUUGAUCUUUCGAUGCCAUCGCACCUGAAACGCGAAGGCGAAGAAGAUUACGAAGAAGACGGUGAUCACGACGGAGAAAGUCACAUGAGCGACGCCGAAUCAAUGGACGAUGGAUCGAAACGAAGCGAAGCGGAUGAACAUUCUACGGCUGCCGGUCUGUCGUUGGUGCAGGCCAUGUCCCGCAUCAACCGACGAAAACCUGCCGCUCCUCAGUGGGUCAACCCGGAAGCCAACCUGGCCGGAUUGGUCGCCGGAGUCGGAGGUGACAAAAAAGAUGCCGCCGAUAUCCUCAACGGCAUGAUGCAGUCCGCCGACAACGUUUCGACGGUUCAGCAACGGUUCGUGGCAGCCAUGGCUGCGGCAGCUGCUGCUGUUGCAGCCGCGGCUUCCGGUAGCGAUCACGAAAACGAUGACGAUGCCAAAUCGACGCAUUCGAAACAGUCGCUCGAGGAUGAAGCGCCCGAACGGGAAGACGAGGAAGAAGACGAUGAGCGACGGGAAAAGGCCGAUGAGGCAUCGGAAGAUGUCACUCGACCGGACCCAUCCUCAUCGGCGGACAAGGAAGAGCUCCAGGUCAAGACGGAACUGGUUGAAGAGGGCGAACGGUGGGGCUUCUAAGCAGCCGAGCUAAACCGGUCAAAUUGUGAGGUUAUGAACCAACGAAUGUGUAAACAAAAACAAAAAAGUCAGUGCAAUCUCGAAGGAACAAAACAAAAAUAGCUAAAAGAAACAAUAACACAAAAAAAAAAACUGUUGCGUUGUAGGAGGUAUGAGUGCAAAGUCUGAUCGAGUUUCGAGCUUUCCGCUGUAAGUCGCCGGAAAGCCGGAUGGAUAUCGGACGGAAAUGUGAUUAUCGAUUCGAACAAAACAGAAAAACAGCUCGAGGAAGGACGUUCUCGGGCGUUUUUUCUCGAAUUAUUUUCUUAUUUAAGUUGUUAUUCAAGUUCUUUUCCCAUUAUCUAAGUAGGCUAAAAAUCGUACUAUUUCGUUUUAAGGUGAAACUAUCUGACUGCGAUCCAACUUCCUCAGUUGUAAACUAAAUGGUUUUUUUACUAUAUAUCAUUAUAUUAUUGCUCGUGGUGGAGCAAAAACUCUUUCCCUGUAAAUAGAUCACUUUUAAAGGUACGUUCAGUUGUACUCCUUAUUUUUCCUUCUUUUGAGCUAUCAAUAUAAGAAGACUGUUAAAUCAAGUUUUAAAGUAAAUAAAGGAAACAGAAAUCCAACAAUAUGUAUAAUGGAGAAUAUAAAUAAAUCGUAGUCUAAAGCUGCUAGCUUAACUUUUAAAACAAAAGGGAUAUAAAGUUUUUUUUAGCUGAAAACCCGUAAGAGUCGCUCCCGAAAAGCGAAACUCCUGUACAUUUUGUAACAUUGAUCUGUUCCCGAUUUGUUAAGGCUAAUCAUUUACUCGACAUCCGUUCGGGAUCUGACCGAAACAAUAGUUUUUCUCUCCCGAUUUGCAUUUACUUUUACCUUUUCCGAGCCGAUAAAUGAUUGAAAAUAAAAUCAAUAUUAGACGAUUAACAGAAAAAAUCAGAAAAAGGUAAAAUCUAACUUUAAAACGUACUUAUAGGCAGAACUAAUCGAAACAAAAAUGUUUUUGAUCCCGUCACAUUGCGCGAGUAAAAUUAUCUUUACCCGGACACAUGAUGAAAAUAAUCAAAAAUAAAUUAAACGGGAAACGGAGAAUCAAAAUGAUUUACAGCAACACACUGUACAUAAACUAGCAUGGGUGGGAAAAAUGUCUGGGAAUGAGGAGAACGGGAAAAACUAUCGGACAAACAGCAUACACACAAAUGCAUUGAUAAAAAAGGCCAAAUAUUUAGCAGAUAAACAUUAAUAAUUACACACACAUCCACACUUACACUAGAAGAAAAACUAACAUACAAAUACAAGAGAAAAA
Messenger RNA from Uranotaenia lowii, 6166 nucleotides. RefSeq names its product homeobox protein cut (gene cut). Gene Ontology annotation, molecular function: DNA binding; DNA-binding transcription factor activity, RNA polymerase II-specific. The transcript has 6 exons. Bases 43 to 4884 code for a protein of 1613 amino acids. NCBI's taxonomy places the organism in Eukaryota, Metazoa, Arthropoda, Insecta, Diptera, Culicidae. The record is from RefSeq and is a predicted model, not a curated record. Gene Ontology annotation, biological process: regulation of DNA-templated transcription.